This is a messenger RNA of Cucurbita moschata (crookneck pumpkin), 2127 nucleotides long. RefSeq names its product 9-cis-epoxycarotenoid dioxygenase NCED3, chloroplastic-like. Gene Ontology annotation, biological process: carotene catabolic process. The transcript has a single exon. Gene Ontology annotation, molecular function: carotenoid dioxygenase activity. The record is from RefSeq and is a predicted model, not a curated record. Gene Ontology annotation, cellular component: chloroplast stroma. Bases 103 to 1857 code for a protein of 584 amino acids. NCBI's taxonomy places the organism in Eukaryota, Viridiplantae, Streptophyta, Magnoliopsida, Cucurbitales, Cucurbitaceae.
UUUUUUUUUUUUUUUGUCUCUGGUUCCAAAAUUACUUCCUCUGCAAUUUUGCCUGCUGCUCACUCACUCACUCACUCACUCACUCACUUCAAAAUCUAGGCUAUGGCGGCUUCUUCUUCUUCUUCGUCCUUAUUCAAGCCGCUUUGUUUCGACAAUAUUAAGAUUAGGCAACAGUCCAAUCGUAGAAAUAACGUUGUUCAGUGUGUUCUUCACUCUCCCUCUGUUCUUCAUUUUCCCGACCAAACUACUUCUAACAAAAAGCUGAUUGUCAAAGAAGAAAAUAAAGCUUCUAUUUCCGGUUGGAAUUUUCUUCAAAAAACGGCAUCCAUGGCGUUAGAUAUGGUCGAAUCCGCCUUACUUUCAUUCGAGCUUCAACACCCACUCCCCAAAACCGCCGACCCACGUGUUCAAAUCUCUGGAAAUUUCGCUCCGGUACCGGAGCAACCCAUUAAACACAACCUCCCUGUCACCGGAACCAUCCCCGACUGCAUUAACGGCGUCUACAUCCGCAACGGAGCCAACCCUCUCUUCGAACCCACCGCUGGUCACCAUCUCUUCGACGGCGAUGGCAUGGUCCACGCCGUCUCCAUCAAUGACGGCUCAGCCAGCUACGCUUGCCGGUUCACCGAAACCCAACGACUGGUCCAAGAACGGAAACUCGGGCGGUCUAUUUUCCCAAAAGCCAUUGGCGAACUCCACGGUCACUCAGGAAUCGUGCGGCUGCUCCUCUUCUACGCUCGAGGACUGUUCGGGCUCGUCGACCAUAGAAACGGAACAGGAGUGGCGAACGCCGGUUUGGUGUUCUUUAACGACCGGCUGCUGGCGAUGUCAGAAGACGAUUUGCCGUACCACGUGCGUAUCACGCCCUCGGGCGACUUAGAAACCGUGGGCCGUUACGAUUUCAACACGCAGCUUCAAUCCACAAUGAUCGCACACCCGAAAGUGGACCCAGUUUCCAGAGAGAUGUACGCGCUUAGUUACGACGUCGUUCAUAAACCAUAUCUCAAAUACUUCCGAUUCUCCCCCGACGGAAUCAAAUCCAACGACGUCGAAAUUCCUCUCCAAACUCCGACGAUGAUGCACGAUUUCGCCAUAACGGAGAAUUUCGUCAUCAUCCCCGACCAGCAGGUAGUAUUCAAGCUUCAGGAAAUGGUCAAGGGCGGAUCUCCGGUGAUCUACGACAAGAACAAGAAAUCCCGAUUUGGGAUUCUCCCGAAAAAUGCAACCGAUUCGAAGGAUUUAAUCUGGGUGGAGUCGCCGGAGACGUUCUGUUUCCAUUUAUGGAAUGCUUGGGAGGAGGCGGAAACAGAGGAGGUGGUGGUGAUCGGGUCGUGCAUGACGCCACCGGACUCGAUUUUCAACGAGUGCGACGAGAAUUUGAAAAGCGUAUUAUCGGAAAUUCGCCUGAAUUUAAGAACGGGGAAGUCCACACGGCGGCCGAUAAUCACCGAGGAGGAUCAUCAGGUGAAUCUAGAAGCCGGAAUGGUGAACAGAAACCGUCUGGGGCGGAAAACCCGAUACGCGUAUCUGGCAAUUGCAGAGCCAUGGCCGAAGGUUUCGGGGUUCGCUAAGGUUGAUCUGGUAACAGGGGAGGUAAAAAAGCAUAUUUACGGCGGUAGAAAAUUCGGAGGGGAGCCGUUCUUUUUACCGAAGGAGGUGAAUUCAGAGAAGGAAGAAGAAGAAGACGAUGGGCACAUUCUUGUGUUUGUACACGACGAGAGGACGUGGAAAUCGGAGCUGCAAAUAGUGAACGCCAUGGAUUUGAAGGUGGAAGCGACAGUGAAAUUGCCGUCGAGAGUGCCGUAUGGAUUUCAUGGGACAUUCGUGGACGCAACCAAGUUGCGAAAUCAAGCUUGAUUGAUUGAUUGAUUUAAACAAAUCUCUGAAAAGUAUGAGUAUUUUAUGAGUGGAUGGAGAAAUUACCUGUGGGAUGGCUUACAAACAGCUCCCCGGAUUCUCUCCUAUUCGCAUUAAAAUCUGAACAACCUUUCUUUUUCUUACUUUAAUUUUUAUUUUGAGCGAGCGAUUUGUAGAGGAAAAACCCAGCUUGUAGCUUUUGGACACUUGGGUAAUUUCGAGCUCAGCUGGUUUCUGGUUUCUGUUCCCGUCCUGUAAAAAAUAGUAAAA